This is a messenger RNA of Dentiscutata erythropus, 729 nucleotides long. NCBI's taxonomy places the organism in Eukaryota, Fungi, Glomeromycota, Glomeromycetes, Diversisporales, Gigasporaceae. The record is from the annotation of a GenBank genome assembly.
GAUAAAAUUGUAUUGGUUACUGGUGGAUCACGCGGGAUCGGUCUGAUGAUAGCAGGAGGUUUUAUAAUUAAUGGAGCUACUGUUUAUAUUUCUUCGAGAUCUGUUAAUGCUUGUGAUCAAAUUGCCAAAGAAUUGACUGCAGAAGGCCCUGGUAAAGCGAUUAGUUUACCAGCUGAUUUACAAAAAUUGGAUGAAUGUAAAAGAAUAAUUAAUGAAAUUGCGAAACAUGAAGGAAUUAAUAAUGCCGGUGCGACUUGGGGUGCUCCAUUUGAAGAAUAUCCUGAAGAAGCUUUUGAGAAAAUUAUGAAUUUGAAUGUCAAGCGUGUUUUUAGUCUAACACAAGCCGCGUUGCCCUUACUAGAAAAAGCUAGUACGCAACAUGAUCCUGCAAGAGUAAUUAACAUCGGUUCAAUCGAUGAAAGCUACGCUUAUUCGGCCUCAAAAGCCGCACUUCAUCAUCUAACUAGAGUUCUAGCUGGUAAUCUCUCACAACGUAAUGUAACCUUCAAUACGAUAGCUCCUGGUCCAUUUGAAUCAAAAAUGAUGGCCGUAACCCUAAAAACUUAUGGUGAAGUGUUUAAAAGUAUAAUCCCAUUAGGUAGAAUUGGGAGUCCAGAAGAUAUAGUAGGGACUUGCAUCUAUUUAUGUAGUAGGGCUGGUGCUUAUACUAAUGGUGCUAUGAUUUCGGUUGAUGGUGGAUACUUAAGUAGUAAGCCUUCGAAGUUGUGA